Molecule: messenger RNA, 1399 nt
Organism: Hibiscus syriacus
Lineage: Eukaryota; Viridiplantae; Streptophyta; Magnoliopsida; Malvales; Malvaceae
Product: serine/threonine-protein kinase GRIK2-like
Exons: 11
Coding region: 16-1197 (393 amino acids)
Biological process (GO): protein phosphorylation; intracellular signal transduction
Cellular component (GO): cytoplasm
Molecular function (GO): protein serine/threonine kinase activity; ATP binding
Source: RefSeq, a predicted model, not a curated record
GUCUCAAUUGUUAUAAUGUUAAGUAGGAGCUUUUCAUUUGCUGCCUGCUGUGGUUGCUUUGGCUACACAACAAAGCCCAAACAGCCAAGGCCAGUUGGUAGGUCAAACUACCUGGACUUGUUAGAUUUAGAAAUAGAAGAAGAUGAUGGUUGUUCAUAUAAGGAUAAUGAGGCCAGCACUUCUCAUGUCGAUGAGGUUGAGCCUCGAAGCCGUGCCAAGCAUUCUGAAGAGAUUUUAAGGUUCAGGAUCAACAAUGGAUUAAUUUGCAGGCAAUUUGUUGUUAAGGAAACCAAUAAGAUUAUUCGCUCAGAGGAUGAAAAUGGGAAUAAGAUGGUUAAUGAAUAUGUGCGUCAAUACAAGAUUGGUUCUGGUAGCUAUGCAAAAGUGGUUCUAUAUCAAAACAGUGUAGACGGGAAACAAUAUGCUAUUAAGGCCUUUCAUAAGUCUCAUUUGUUAAAACUGAGGGUAGCUCCAUCCGAGACUGCAAUGAAUGAUGUUCUUUGUGAGGUUCUAAUCAUGAAAAUGUUGGAGCAUCCUAAUAUAGUAAAUCUCAUUGAGGUGAUUGAUGACCCAACCACGGAUCAAUUUUACAUGGUUCUUGAAUAUGUGCAAGGAAAAUGUGUUUGUGAAGGUUCUGGUCCUCCUGGAGCCGUGGGAGAAGAUACUGCUAGGAAGUAUUUGCGAGAUAUAGUAUCUGGGCUUAUGUACCUCCAUGCACAUAAUAUUGUUCAUGGAGAUAUAAAACCUGACAAUUUAUUGAUUACUAGCACGGGUGCGGUGAAGAUAGGAGACUUUAGUGUCAGCCAGGUGUUUGAGGAUGACAAUGAUGAGCUUCGUCGUUCUCCGGGGACUCCUGUUUUCACUGCACCUGAGUGCUGUCAAGGCUCUACGUAUGGAGGACAGGCUGCGGAUACAUGGGCCGUGGGAGUUACGUUGUAUUGUAUGAUACUGGGAAAAUUUCCAUUUCUUGGAGACACUCUGCAAGAUACGUAUGAAAAGAUUGUGAAUAACCCCUUGGUUCUGCCAAAUGACAUGAACCCAGAGUUACAGAAUUUAUUACAAGGACUUCUUUGCAAAGACCCAAAAGAAAGGAUGAGUUUAAAAGCUGUAGCAGAGCAUUCCUGGGUUACAGAAAAAGAGGGAUCAAUCCCCCAAUACUGGUGUUGGUGUAAGCAUAAUAAGCACCGGGUGGAAUAAACGUAAUCGGAUUAAUGGUGCUCACCGGUCCGAAGCUAACUACAAUAUCGACCAGUUUUGAUUUUCUUCCUAUAACAUCUGCACCAGAGCCAUCACAUUCAUAAGAAUUAAUAGGUUCAUUUUCGUGCAAGGUGGUGAAUGUGUCACACCCUCUAUCGGAGCUUCAGCAUAUGAAGGUUUAUUUAUUUAUUUAUUUAUUUUU